Papaver somniferum (opium poppy) is the source of this 594-nucleotide messenger RNA. RefSeq lists its product as uncharacterized. NCBI's taxonomy places the organism in Eukaryota, Viridiplantae, Streptophyta, Magnoliopsida, Ranunculales, Papaveraceae. The transcript has a single exon. The record is from RefSeq and is a predicted model, not a curated record. The coding region runs from base 1 to 594 and encodes 197 amino acids.
AUGGAGAAAGAAACCCAAACUGAAAAGGUUGAACCAAUUAUACCAUCACCACCACCCCUACCCGAACACCGGGAUGUUUUCAGGAAUACUACAAAUUCAAAAAAGAAGAAGAAGAAAAGGAGUUUGUUAAAGAUGAUCAAAGUUGCAAUUUUCAUGUUAAGGCAGACGUCAACUACUUCAAAAGAGACUAGUUUAUGGAAAAGAAUUGUGAGCGCAGUGAAGUCAUUUCACAAUGAUCAACUGCAUUUUGAUGAAAGUCGCGACUACCAUCCUCGUUUUUCAAUAAAGAUGGCAGGAGCGGAUGUUGUUGUCAAGCCUGUAGUGACAUCUGAUUCUUCAUCUUCGAAUUCGCCAAAAUCACCAAGUUGCACGAGCCAAUAUGCUUCCGCCCAGAACUUGCAAGAGCUUGAUAAUAGCGAGCGUGGUGGUGCAGAAUACAGCAGUAAUGAUGAGAUAUAUAUAGAUGAAGAUGGAGACGUUAUGAUUGAUGCUAGAGCUGAGGAAUUCAUCGCACUUUUUUACGAGCAAAUGAGGCUUCAAAGAUCAAAAUCUCUUGAUGAUCAUAGCAUAAGAUUUUCGCUUCAUGAAUUUUGA